Molecule: messenger RNA, 849 nt
Organism: Dothidotthia symphoricarpi CBS 119687
Lineage: Eukaryota; Fungi; Ascomycota; Dothideomycetes; Pleosporales; Dothidotthiaceae
Product: KR-domain-containing protein
Exons: 4
Coding region: 1-849 (282 amino acids)
Biological process (GO): fatty acid biosynthetic process; secondary metabolite biosynthetic process
Molecular function (GO): fatty acid synthase activity; phosphopantetheine binding
Source: RefSeq, a predicted model, not a curated record
AUGGCUUGCCACAGCGCUCGCAAUGUCGUCGUCAUUGGCAGGAGCGGCUACGAUGAUCCCAGGUCUCAAGCCGUGCUGAAAGAUCUUGCCGCCGAAGGCUGCCACGUAGAUCUGGUACGCGGCGACGUAGCCAAGGUCGAAGACCCUGUUGGAGGUAUGGUUCAGGACGCCAUGGUGCUUCGCGAUAAGCCCUUCGAGACCAUGACACUCAAGGAGUACCACGGGGCGAUUAUUUCCAAACUCGAGUUCUUCACGAUGCUGUCCUCCAUCUCAGGUCUCACUGGACAGCCUGCACAAGCCAACUACGCAGCCGCCAACGUCUUCCUGGACAACUUCGCGUACUACAUGCGUGGCCUGGGCCUGAAAGGUGAUAUCGUCGACCUCGGCCUUAUUGAAGAUGUCGGAUACAUGGCCGAGCAUUUCAAUCUGAUCACGGCGCUAGACACUUCAGCCUGGACGCCUAUUAACGAAUCCAUCUGCCACAAGAUCGUGCAGUUCAGCAUCAUGCAGCAAGAAGACACUCCAAUCAACCAAUCCUCCUACCGCAAAAUUCAGGCGCUAUUAAAGACGAUCAAGACUGGUGCUGAUGUGCAUGUCGCGCUGACGCUGGCUUUCGACGUCGCGAACAAGCAGUUCAUGACGACGCUGUGCGUCGAUGAGCCUCUUGAACCCGCAAGGCCACUGUCCGCAUACGGGCUGGAUUCGCUUGCUGUUGUUGAGUUCAGGAACUGGUUUCGUGUUCAGCUUGAGGCUGAUUUGACGACAUUGCAAGUCACGAGUGCGCCGAGCUUGUUGAGUUUGGCGGAGAAGAUUGUUGUGAAAAUUCAGGCGGCUAAUGUGGCGAAGUAG